AUGCCGGUCAAAGAUGCGAAGGGUGUGAAACAUUGGAAGCCAGUGAAGGUGAACGCUAGGGAUCAUCUAAGGAUCCCAACUUCCCCCCCUGGAUUGUCACCUGAAGAAUAUGAGAAACACCUGCAAGGCUACCUCUCAGAGAUAGACAUAGAAGAAAUGUCGCAGAACAAGCCCCUGUGGGAGGUCUAUAUCUUCAAGUACUGCACUCCUGGUGCAGUGAACACCCUCGUGUUCAAGCUCCACCAUGCAAUUGGGGAUGGCUUCUCCCUGAUGACAGCAUUGUUUUCCUGUCUGCGAAGAGCCGACGACCCGUCCCUGCCACUUACAUUUGCAUCUUGUAAUGGUUCCUCUAAGCAACACCGUUCUAAAAUUGAAAACGGAACCAUAUGGAGACAUCUCUCACCGCUUUGGUUCACCUUUCAAGACUUUGGCUGGAGCCUGCUGAAAAUCAGUUUGCUUGUAGAUCCUAAGUCUCCUAUAAGAUCAGGAGAACUCCGGGUUGAGUUCAAGCCAGUGUUUAUCUCCUCUAUUUCCCUUUAA
This is a messenger RNA of Nymphaea colorata (pocket water lily), 540 nucleotides long. RefSeq names its product wax ester synthase/diacylglycerol acyltransferase 2-like. Lineage: Eukaryota; Viridiplantae; Streptophyta; Magnoliopsida; Nymphaeales; Nymphaeaceae. The record is from RefSeq and is a predicted model, not a curated record. The transcript is spliced from 2 exons. Gene Ontology annotation, cellular component: plasma membrane. The coding region runs from base 1 to 540 and encodes 179 amino acids. Gene Ontology annotation, molecular function: diacylglycerol O-acyltransferase activity; long-chain-alcohol O-fatty-acyltransferase activity. Gene Ontology annotation, biological process: triglyceride biosynthetic process.